AUGUACGCAGCGGGAAUGACAAUAAUGGCAGUUUCUGUUGGCGAAAUUUGCGAGAAUACUAAGUUGGCUAGAGAAAUGGCAUUAAUGGGGAACUAUGAAUCUGCUCUUGUAUACUACGAAGGAACCGUUCAGAUGAUCCACAGACUCCUCAUUACUAUAGCUGACCCCACACGAAAGUCUAAGUGGCAGUUGGUCCAGAAGCAGAUGGCCAGGGAAUACGAACAACUAAAGGCGACGGUAGCAACCUUACAGAUGUUCCAGCAUGAGGGAGAAAAAGCUAUCACGCCACUAACCAGCACGUUAGAAGACCUGCCCACCCGCGACCAGAUGUGGGCACCAGCUCCUCACGAGAUAGAUCCUGAUAUCUGGCCGCCCCCGCCCGAUAGAGAUCCCGCCUGGCCAUCACCCACCAGUGUUGAACACAAAGGCCCACCGAGCAUGAAAUCAGCGAGGAAUAAUCCGAGGAAUGCGAGGACGAAUGAUAAGAAGACACCGGCGGGACGGGUGGCGACCACAUCACAUAGAAAGACCUCGGACGUUAGGAACCCCAAAAUAAACAGCAAUAAAACACACAGCGCUAAAACGAAAGAGCAGAACAAGGAUCACAGUACAAAGGACAAGCAGGAUAGGGACAAUAACAACGGAGAUACGGAUGAAGAGAAACAUAAGGAGGAUGAGAGAAGGUUCGAGCCACCAUCAGCUGCUGACGGGGACCUCGUGGAUAUGUUGGAACGUGAUAUAGUACAAAAGAAUCCCAACAUCCGAUGGGAUGACAUCGCUGACCUGGCCGAGGCCAAGAGGUUGUUAGAAGAAGCUGUGGUCCUACCUAUGUGGAUGCCUGACUUCUUUAAGGGUAUACGUCGUCCGUGGAAGGGUGUGCUGAUGGUGGGUCCUCCUGGCACAGGGAAGACGAUGCUCGCUAAAGCAGUGGCCACCGAGUGUGGAACAACAUUCUUUAAUGUGUCGAGCUCAACACUCACAUCAAAAUAUAGAGGGGAGUCUGAAAAAUUGGUGCGACUACUGUUUGAAAUGGCUCGUUUCUACGCUCCCAGUACUAUCUUCAUAGACGAGAUCGAUUCAUUGUGUUCCCGACGUGGUUCAGACAGUGAACAUGAGGCUUCAAGGCGAGUCAAGUCAGAAUUAUUGGUGCAGAUGGAUGGACUCGGCUCAGCUACGGAUGAACCAGCUAAGGUGGUAAUGGUGUUAGCUGCGACCAACUUCCCUUGGGACAUUGACGAAGCGUUACGGCGAAGGCUUGAAAAACGAAUAUACAUACCGCUGCCAACACAAGAAGGUCGAGAGGCGUUACUGCAGAUUAACCUUAGAGAGGUCAAAGUUGACCCCGAGGUCGACUUGAGACUGAUAGCAAAGAAACUUGAUGGAUAUUCCGGAGCUGAUAUUACUAAUGUCUGCAGAGAUGCCUCAAUGAUGUCGAUGAGACGAAAAAUAGCUGGUUUGAAACCGGAGCAGAUAAAACAACUUGCCAAGGAAGAACUAGAUCUGCCGGUUACGAGGCAGGAUUUCUUAGAAGCACUGUCCAAAUGCAAUAAAUCUGUGUCAAAAGGUGACAUACAGAAAUACCUGACCUGGAUGGCAGAAUUCGGAUCCUCCUGA
Molecule: messenger RNA, 1614 nt
Organism: Danaus chrysippus (African queen)
Lineage: Eukaryota; Metazoa; Arthropoda; Insecta; Lepidoptera; Nymphalidae
Source: the annotation of a GenBank genome assembly